Hordeum vulgare subsp. vulgare (domesticated barley) is the source of this 1282-nucleotide messenger RNA. Its product is annotated as putative GEM-like protein 8. The transcript has 2 exons. The record is from RefSeq and is a predicted model, not a curated record. Bases 254 to 964 code for a protein of 236 amino acids. NCBI's taxonomy places the organism in Eukaryota, Viridiplantae, Streptophyta, Magnoliopsida, Poales, Poaceae.
UUAUUAGUAUACUCGUAUAGCGUAGACCGGCAGCCGGGGCGGUUCUGGGGGGAGUCGAGCAGGCAGGCACUCUAUAAAAUAGGCUCCCCCCCUUCUCAAUUUGGACCUGAGCUUACCAGCAACAACAACCACCACACAUUGCUUUGCUUUCGGCGCACCGACGACGCAGGAAGGACACAAAGCAGAGGAAGGCCGAGGGAUCAAUUCCUUGCUUGCGAGCGAGCUUGGUUGAUUGAUCUAUCGAUCGGUAGCGAUGGAGGGGGCAAGGAAUCAGGAUCAUGUGAUUGGGAUCCCGGUCAACAGCACGGCCUACGGUAUAGAGGAGCCCGACUUCCCGGAGGUGGAGGAGACCAUCACACCCCCUGAUCAUGCCGGGUUCGUCUCCGGUUCCUUCCAAUCCAUCAACAACGACGGUGCUUCCAACGGCGGCUCCACGGCGACCGACCGCGAUCAGACCAGCCAAGUCCGCAGGAAGAGGGGGAAGAUCGCCCAGGGCAUCAAAGAACACGUGACUCUGGGGCCAAAGCUAUCGGAGACGGUCAAGGGGAAGCUCACGCUGGGCGCCAGGAUCAUCCAGGCAGGCGGCGUCGAGAAGGUGUUCCGGCAGUGGUUCUCCGUGGACAAGAACGAGCGGCUCGUCAGGGCGUCGCAGUGCUACCUGUCCACCACGGCGGGGCCGAUCGCCGGGAUGCUCUUCGUCUCCACGGAGCGCGUCGCCUUCCGGAGCGACCGCUCGCUCGCCGUGGCCGCCCCCGACGGCGCCAAGGUCCGCGUGCCGUACAAGGUGACCAUACCGCUGCGCAAGGUGAGGCGCGCCGUGCCCACCGAGAACAAGCACAAGCCCGACCAGCGCUACAUCGAGGUGGUCACCAACGACGGCUUCGAGUUCUGGUUCAUGGGCUUCGUCAGCUACCACCGGUCGCUGCAGCACCUCGAGCAGGCCAUCGCGCAGGCACGGCGAUGACACGCGCGCUCCGGACGGAGAUCGUCCCCUUGUGUUUUGUGCAUGUACGUUUAGAUGGUGCAUGCUAGGAUCUGUCUGUGUAUGUGUAGGUUAAGGUACAAGUACAACAACAUGUCGUUGUUAUGCCGGUGCAUGACGGCUGGUGAUGGAUGUUUUCGGGGUUGGGGAAGAUCGAUGAACUUUGUGAACAAGCUUGGGAAUGGAAUGGUUGGGUGGGAACGGCAAACCGUAGCCUUCAUUCAUACGUGUGCAGUGCAGUCAGCAAGUUUCAGAUAUCCAUUCUUUCUUCUAGUGUAAAAGUAUGUAUAUUUCGGAUGA